This is a messenger RNA of Triticum aestivum (bread wheat), 1962 nucleotides long. RefSeq lists its product as uncharacterized. The transcript is spliced from 6 exons. The coding region runs from base 1 to 1746 and encodes 581 amino acids. Lineage: Eukaryota; Viridiplantae; Streptophyta; Magnoliopsida; Poales; Poaceae. The record is from RefSeq and is a predicted model, not a curated record.
AUGGCUGGCGACUUGGCCGCGGCCGCGAGCCCCGCGGCAAAGAAUAAGACCAAGUUCUCCACGUUGCCGGACGGUAGCGUGGUCGCGCCAGCCACCCCCGCCAUCCUGACCACGAGCGUCAUCGACCUCAACGUGACACCGGAGUACAGUGGCGCUGGCCAGCCGUCCGACGGGAGACAAAGGAAGCAACCUCGGUCGAUUCCUACGACCAACCUUGCUGGCGCCUGCAAGCUGUUUGAUGAUAUACCACUGCCGGCGCCAACGGUAGACGACCCUGAGUACGCCGCUUUCAUGGAGAACGUCAUCUUCGAGGGCCGUGAUUGUCCCAAGUUCAAAGACCAAUAUGCCGCUCGUAAGAAGAAAGGAGGGAAGGCGGACGUGGCUAAGGAGGGAGACUUGCUCAAGAGGCCGUGGGGCAAGACCAACUCCAAGGCCGACGAGAAGCGUGAUGCGUCGUCCAUGGCCUUGCAAGCAACUUUGGAAGGCAGGAUGAGUCAAAAGGAAGUGGGGGAGGAGAGGAGGAGCAAUGGGAAGGACGAGCAAAUGAAGAUAUACCUAGAGCUCCAAACGAAGAAGCUUGACAUGGAGGAGGCUAUGAAGAGGAUGAAGCUUGACAUUGAGGAGGCCGCUCAAUUGAAGAAUCUCGUGAUCGAGGCCACCAAUGCCGACACCAAAGCAAAAGAGGUGGCGCUCGCGAUCAUUAGCAUUGGCAAGACCAACGUGUCACCGGAGAGGAAAGCUUGGUUCACGAACCGGCAGAAGGAGAUGCUGACUAGUGUGCCGGCCACUGGCUUUGUUGCCGGCGUGAAACUAGGUGGUGACCAUUCUCGCCAAACCAAUCCCCAAUCGACAGCCUCGAUCCAAAUCCACCUGCACGCAACCAGCAUCUACCUCCUCCCGAUCUGCCUCCUCUCGCAGAGGCACUCACCUCGACCCCGAGCGGAUCAAGCCAGCCGUCCCCGCCGGCGAUGGGCAACACCGGACCAGCAGGACUAUGGCCUUCCUCUCCCUCCUCCCCUCUAUUUUUCCUCGUGCUCCCCGGAUCUCUCUCACGAUCUCCCUCUCUCUCUGUUUUUCAUCAGCUACAGGUCGCUGUCGCCUUGGUCAACCCUCGCCGGAGCUCCGUCGACGCCCCGCUGGCCGGAUCCGGCCCGGAAACAAGCAGAUCCCUUCAUCCUCGUUGAGCUCCGCCUCCCGUUCCCGUCGCUCCGCCGUGCGCCAAGUUCCCUAUCGUCAUGCCCUGCUUCUGCAUCCUCCCGCUUGUCUCUGUGCGCGCUGAAAACGAGUGAGCCGCCGCCUGCGUUGACCCGCUGCUUCGAGGACGAGGACGCCCAGCGACCAGCGCCCGAGUCGACUCCCUUGCAUCGCCUGUUGCCGCGCCUUGGACCUGCACCCAGCCUUCCUUCCCCGCGCCGUUCCUUGUGCGCCGGACCUCCCCAACCUCGCUGGAGCCACGCAGGGACGAACAAGGACGCCGCCCCAUGGAACCUUCUCUGCCUGGAGCUCCUUCACCUGCAUCCGCCCCCUUCGUCCAGACCCGCCGUCUUCGCCUCCCUUCCUUCGUCUCCGGCGAGCAGCAGUGCCGCCGCGGCUCUGCUUCCUGUCGUGCAGACUACAGAGGAUGCCCGCUCGUGCCCUGCUUCUCGUCCUGUCCAGGAGCGAGCGCAUUUACCGCGGCUCCACACCCCCUCGUUUGAUCCAACAAGGCCCAGGUGCGACCGGCCCAUGGCCACCUCUUUCCUGUAGCCCACAGAGCAGGCCCAGCUUGCUUCCCCUCCAGAUCCGACCCGGGCUUGGCCCAAAGUGAGCAACCCUCACCCAGAUCCAGUUUCGGCCCGAUAUGUUUUUUUCCUGUUGCUGCGAUUUUGUCUUUUUUUCCAGAGGAGGCCAGUUUUGCAGAAAAGUCCCUAGACUUCAUGCAUUUAAUAACUUCACAACCGUGCAUCGGAUUGAAAAACUUAA